GCGCAGCGGGGUCUGAAGGAGCAGUACCGGCUGGGCUCGCUGCUGGGGCGCGGCGGCUUCGGCAGCGUCUUCGCGGCCACGCGGCUCUCGGACGGCGCCCCGGUGAGCGGCGGGGCCGGCGGCGGGCAAGGGACGAGGAGGAGGAGGAGGAGGAGGAGGAGGAUGGGUGUGGGCAGGGCGGGCGACGAGCUGAUCCCGCUGCUGCCCUUGGCUUGCAGGUGGCCAUCAAAAGGGUGCCACGGAAGCGCGUGCAGCACUGGGGCGAGCUGGUGAGUGAGCGGGGCCAGCGGCAGAAGCCGGGCCGUGCCGGGCGGGGAUGAGCCGAGGCCCGGCAGGGUGGGAGCCUUUGGGACGCCUGGAGGGAGAGCGGGCGUGGGGCCAGCGCAGGGCGCAGAGCAUCCCGGGCUGGGUGAGGGCUUCCCCACUUCUGGCACGGCAUCAGCCCCACUGACGGCAUCGUGCUCCUCCCGCAGCCCGACGGCACCAGCGCACCGCUGGAGAUCGUGCUGCUGGCCAUGGUGUCCACUGGCUUCUCCGGGGUCGUCCAGCUGCUGGAGUGGCGUGAGUUCCCCAACGACAUCGUGAUGGUGCUGGAGCGCCCGGAGCGGUGUCAGGACCUGCAUCAUUUCAUUCGGGCCCGGGGCUUCCUGUGCGAGGAGGUGGCGCGGGAGCUGUUCCGCCAGGUGCUGGAGGCCGUGCGGCACUGCACCAGCUGCGGGGUCCUGCACCGUGACAUCAAACCAGCCAACAUCCUGGUUGACCUGGCCACCGGGCAGGCCAAACUGAUUGACUUUGGCUGUGGCACCUACCUGCAAGAAACAGCCUACAUUCACUUUGCAGGAACACGCUCCUACAGCCCCCCGGAAUGGACCCACUUUGGCUGGUACUACGGCAAGCCAGCUACCAUCUGGAGCCUGGGCAUCGUGCUGCACCAGAUGGUCUGCGGGGAGCACCCUUUCAUGUGGGGCCAGAAGAUCAGCUGGGACCAGCAGCUCUCGCUGCCACAACGGCUCUCUCCAGGGAAUCGAUGGGAAAGCUUAGGCCCAGCUCUGAGCACGUCCAGCAUGGCCUGGGCACGGGAAUAGUGGGGCAAAGGCAACAGGAGCCUUCUGCAGCUGACCGGCGGUUUCUGGUUUCUGUGCCCAGAG
Messenger RNA from Motacilla alba alba, 1148 nucleotides. RefSeq names its product serine/threonine-protein kinase pim-1-like. Gene Ontology annotation, biological process: protein autophosphorylation. Lineage: Eukaryota; Metazoa; Chordata; Aves; Passeriformes; Motacillidae. The record is from RefSeq and is a predicted model, not a curated record. Gene Ontology annotation, molecular function: protein serine/threonine kinase activity; ATP binding. Gene Ontology annotation, cellular component: cytoplasm. The coding region runs from base 516 to 1085 and encodes 189 amino acids. The transcript has 3 exons.